AUGCCCUUCCUAAUGAAACUAUCGGUUGUUCUUACACUUUCUCACAGCUCCCCUCCCACGCUCCCCUCCCACGCUCCCCUCCCACGCUCCCCUCCCACGCUCCCCUCCCACGCUCCCCUCCCACGCUCCCCUCCCACGCUCCCCUCCCACGCUCCCCUCCCACGCUCCCCUCCCACGCUCCCCUCCCACGCUCCCCUCCCACGCUCCCCUCCCACGCUCCCCUCCCACGCUCCCCUCCCACGCUCCCCUCCCACGCUCCCCUCCCACGCUCCCCUCCCACGCUCCCCUCCCACGCUCCCCUCCCACGCUCCCCUCCCACGCUCCCCUCCCACGCUCCCCUCCCACGCUCCCCUCCCACGCUCCCCUCCCACGCUCCCCUCCCACGCUCCCCUCCCACGCUCCCCUCCCACGCUCCCCUCCCACGCUCCCCUCCCACGCUCCCCUCCCACGCUCCCCUCCCACGCUCCCCUCCCACGCUCCCCUCCCACGCUCCCCUCCCACGCUCCCCUCCCACGCUCCCCUCCCACGCUCCCCUCCCACGCUCCCCUCCCACGCUCCCCUCCCACGCUCCCCUCCCACGCUCCCCUCCCACGCUCCCCUCCCACGCUCCCCUCCCACGCUCCCCUCCCACGCUCCCCUCCCACGCUCCCCUCCCACGCUCCCCUCCCACGCUCCCCUCCCACGCUCCCCUCCCACGCUCCCCUCCCACGCUCCCCUCCCACGCUCCCCUCCCACGCUCCCCUCCCACGCUCCCCUCCCACGCUCCCCUCCCACGCUCCCCUCCCACGCUCCCCUCCCACGCUCCCCUCCCACGCUCCCGUCCUACGCCAGUCCUUUUGUGCCCUCGCUACCGCUGCCUCCUCCUCCUCCCCCCCACCGUCUUUCAACUCCUCCUCUCCUGUCUCAACAUCAGCAUCAGUAUCAGCAUCAGCGUUUGGGCUUACUGAUGGGAUGGACAGUCGCUGCUUCGCGGUGGCUUCUAGUCGCCUCGUGAUGCUGUUUGACCUUCGCAACACAGUGGCGCCGCUGCUGCAGGUCAUGCUUACAGCAGCUGCCUUGGGUUCAGGCCGAGUCAUCACAUGCCCUAUUGCUCUCACCACUGCGCCUUCUCCUCCUCUUCCUCCUUCUUCUCCUUCUCCCUCUGCGAUUGCUGCUGCUGCAUUAAAAGUAACGGCAUCAGCAGAGGCUGCCCAGCGGCGCACGCCGCACCUCUUCCGAGCCUUGUCGGGAGGUUUGGCAGCCGUGGCUGCUGCGCCGUUCCCCUCCUGUGCUGGUGGUGUGGAUGUGAGUGUAUCGAAGGGCAUGAUGAUCAAAGCAGCAGACAGAGAGGAGGGUGAGGAGCAGGAGGAGGAGGAGGAGGAGGAGGAGGAGGAGGAGGAGGAGGAGGAGGAGGAGGAGGAGGAGGAGGAGGAGGAGGAGGAGGAGGAGGAGGAGGAGGGGGGAAAGGAGAGGAGGGGGAGGGAACCGAGAGGUCCUCAAUUCAUAUCUACACCGGCCCUCCUCCCUCUAGAAAUCCCAUCCCCCUUCGAGAGAAAGCGUCCCAGAAGCAUCCUGCCGCGGUCCCUAGAUCCUGUAGAUGUGCUGCAGGCCUCUCAGCCAAUCCCAGCUGUCCACGUGGCAGGCACUGCACUUGCUCCUAUCGCCGGCCUUGCAUGUAUAAGCACGGCGCCAUGUGCUUGUAACGAGGCACGGCUUGACAGCCAAUCAGGCGGUGGUAAGAAAGCAGCUAAGGAAUUGGCAGCUGAGGCAGGGAAACAUGAGGGAAGAUUUGAUUUGAUUCAGCUGACGAGGCUUGGAGAUGUGUGGGCGGCAUCGUACGGCAUGGAGUGGGAAGGGGGGAAGAGAGGCAGGAGGAAACGGGGAGAGAAGGACGGAGGAAAGGAGGGAUUCUUUCACGAAGGGGAGGAAGAGCAGGAGGCUGAUGAGGAGGAGGAGGAAGAGGAGGAGGAGGAAGAGGAGGAGGAGGAGGAAGAGGAGGAGGAAGAGGAGGAGGAAGAGGAGGAGGAAGAGGAGGAGGAGGAAGAGGAGGACAGUGAGAAGUUAGUAAGUUCUGAAGAUAGGAGCAACGGGAGAAAGAGGAGGAGGGGGAGAGAGGAGAGUGAGGAGAGAGGAAGGAGGAGAAAGACAGGAGGGAAGUUUCCUGUGGUGCAGGCAGCUGCACUUGCUGGGAGUGCAUGGGAGCAGCAGGCAGCACGCGUGGUGCAGCGGAAGAGUGACAAGUUCGCUACUCCGAAAUCAUACACCAUCCAGCUACCGAAUGUGGCACACUGUGAGUUCACUGUGAAGAGGAAGAGUGACAAGUUCGCUACUUCGAAGUCAUACACCAUCCAGCUACCGAAUGUGGCACACUGUGAGUUCACUGUGAAGAGGAAGAGUGACAAGUUCGCUACUCCGAAGUCAUACACCAUCCAGCUACCGAAUGUGGCACACUGUGAGUUCACUGUGAAGAGGAAGAGUGACAAGUUCGCUACUCCGAAGUCAUACACCAUCCAGCUACCGAAUGUGGCACGCUGUGAGUUCACUGUGAAGAGGAAGAGUGACAAGUUCGCUACUCCGAAGUCAUACACCAUCCAGCUACCGAAUGUGGCACGCUGUGAGUUCACUGUGAAGAGGAAGAGUGACAAGUUCGCUACUCCGAAGUCAUACACCAUCCAGCUACCGAAUGUGGCACGCUGUGAGUUCACUGUGAAGAGGAAGAGUGACAAGUUCGCUACUCCGAAGUCAUACACCAUCCAGCUACCGAAUGUGGCACGCUGUGAGUUCACUGUGAAGAGGAAGAGUGACAAGUUCGCUACUCCGAAGUCAUACACCAUCCAGCUACCGAAUGUGGCACACUGUGAGUUCACUGUGAAGAGGAAGAGUGACAAGUUCGCUACUCCGAAAUCAUACACCAUCCAGCUACCGAAUGUGGCACACUGUGAGUUCACUGUGAAGAGGAAGAGUGACAAGUUCGCUACUCCGAAGUCAUACACCAUCCAGCUACCGAAUGUGGCACACUGUGAGUUCACUGUGAAGAGGAAGAGUGACAAGUUCGCUACUCCGAAGUCAUACACCAUCCAGCUACCGAAUGUGGCACACUGUGAGUUCACUGUGAAGAGGAAGAGUGACAAGUUCGCUACUCCGAAGUCAUACACCAUCCAGCUACCGAAUGUGGCACACUGUGAGUUCACUGUGAAGAGGAAGAGUGACAAGUUCGCUACUCCGAAGUCAUACACCAUCCAGCUACCGAAUGUGGCACGCUGUGAGUUCACUGUGAAGAGGAAGAGUGACAAGUUCGCUACUCCGAAGUCAUACACCAUCCAGCUACCGAAUGUGGCACGCUGUGAGUUCACUGUGAAGAGGAAGAGUGACAAGUUCGCUACUCCGAAGUCAUACACCAUCCAGCUACCGAAUGUGGCACGCUGUGAGUUCACUGUGAAGAGGAAGAGUGACAAGUUCGCUACUCCGAAGUCAUACACCAUCCAGCUACCGAAUGUGGCACGCUGUGAGUUCACUGUGAAGAGGAAGAGUGACAAGUUCGCUACUCCGAAGUCAUACACCAUCCAGCUACCGAAUGUGGCACACUGUGAGUUCACUGUGAAGAGGAAGAGUGACAAGUUCGCUACUCCGAAAUCAUACACCAUCCAGCUACCGAAUGUGGCACACUGUGAGUUCACUGUGAAGAGGAAGAGUGACAAGUUCGCUACUCCGAAGUCAUACACCAUCCAGCUACCGAAUGUGGCACACUGUGAGUUCACUGUGAAGAGGAAGAGUGACAAGUUCGCUACUCCGAAGUCAUACACCAUCCAGCUACCGAAUGUGGCACACUGUGAGUUCACUGUGAAGAGGAAGAGUGACAAGUUCGCUACUCCGAAGUCAUACACCAUCCAGCUACCGAAUGUGGCACGCUGUGAGUUCACUGUGAAGAGGAAGAGUGACAAGUUCGCUACUCCGAAGUCAUACACCAUCCAGCUACCGAAUGUGGCACACUGUGAGUUCACUGUGAAGAGGAAGAGUGACAAGUUCGCUACUUCGAAGUCAUACACCAUCCAGCUACCGAAUGUGGCACACUGUGAGUUCACUGUGAAGAGGAAGAGUGACAAGUUCGCUACUCCGAAGUCAUACACCAUCCAGCUACCGAAUGUGGCACACUGUGAGUUCACUGUGAAGAGGAAGAGUGACAAGUUCGCUACUCCGAAGUCAUACACCAUCCAGCUACCGAAUGUGGCACACUGUGAGUUCACUGUGAAGAGGAAGAGUGACAAGUUCGCUACUCCGAAGUCAUACACCAUCCAGCUACCGAAUGUGGCACGCUGUGAGUUCACUGUGAAGAGGAAGAGUGACAAGUUCGCUACUCCGAAGUCAUACACCAUCCAGCUACCGAAUGUGGCACGCUGUGAGUUCACUGUGAAGAGGAAGAGUGACAAGUUCGCUACUCCGAAGUCAUACACCAUCCAGCUACCGAAUGUGGCACGCUGUGAGUUCACUGUGAAGAGGAAGAGUGACAAGUUCGCUACUCCGAAGUCAUACACCAUCCAGCUACCGAAUGUGGCACGCUGUGAGUUCACUGUGAAGAGGAAGAGUGACAAGUUCGCUACUCCGAAGUCAUACACCAUCCAGCUACCGAAUGUGGCACGCUGUGAGUUCACUGUGAAGAGGAAGAGUGACAAGUUCGCUACUCCGAAGUCAUACACCAUCCAGCUACCGAAUGUGGCACGCUGUGAGUUCACUGUGAAGAGGAAGAGUGACAAGUUCGCUACUCCGAAGUCAUACACCAUCCAGCUACCGAAUGUGGCACGCUGUGAGUUCACUGUGAAGAGGAAGAGUGACAAGUUCGCUACUCCGAAGUCAUACACCAUCCAGCUACCGAAUGUGGCACGCUGUGAGUUCACUGUGAAGAGGAAGAGUGACAAGUUCGCUACUCCGAAGUCAUACACCAUCCAGCUACCGAAUGUGGCACGCUGUGAGUUCACUGUGAAGAGGAAGAGUGACAAGUUCGCUACUCCGAAGUCAUACACCAUCCAGCUACCGAAUGUGGCACGCUGUGAGUUCACUGUGAAGAGGAAGAGUGACAAGUUCGCUACUCCGAAAUCAUACACCAUCCAGCUACCGAAUGUGGCACACUGUGAGUUCACUGUGAAGAGGAAGAGUGACAAGUUCGCUACUCCGAAAUCAUACACCAUCCAGCUACCGAAUGUGGCACACUGUGAGUUCACUGUGAAGAGGAAGAGUGACAAGUUCGCUACUCCGAAAUCAUACACCAUCCAGCUACCGAAUGUGGCACACUGUGAGUUCACUGUGAAGAGGAAGAGUGACAAGUUCGCUACUCCGAAAUCAUACACCAUCCAGCUACCGAAUGUGGCACACUGUGAGUUCACUGUGAAGAGGAAGAGUGACAAGUUCGCUACUCCGAAGUCAUACACCAUCCAGCUACCGAAUGUGGCACGCUGUGAGUUCACUGUGAAGAGGAAGAGUGACAAGUUCGCUACUCCGAAGUCAUACACCAUCCAGCUACCGAAUGUGGCACGCUGUGAGUUCACUGUGAAGAGGAAGAGUGACAAGUUCGCUACUCCGAAGUCAUACACCAUCCAGCUACCGAAUGUGGCACGCUGUGAGUUCACUGUGAAGAGGAAGAGUGACAAGUUCGCUACUCCGAAGUCAUACACCAUCCAGCUACCGAAUGUGGCACACUGUGAGUUCACUGUGAAGAGGAAGAGUGACAAGUUCGCUACUCCGAAGUCAUACACCAUCCAGCUACCGAAUGUGGCACACUGUGAGUUCACUGUGAAGAGGAAGAGUGACAAGUUCGCUACUCCGAAAUCAUACACCAUCCAGCUACCGAAUGUGGCACACUGUGAGUUCACUGUGAAGAGGAAGAGUGACAAGUUCGCUACUCCGAAGUCAUACACCAUCCAGCUACCGAAUGUGGCACGCUGUGAGUUCACUGUGAAGAGGAAGAGUGACAAGUUCGCUACUCCGAAGUCAUACACCAUCCAGCUACCGAAUGUGGCACGCUGUGAGUUCACUGUGAAGAGGAAGAGUGACAAGUUCGCUACUCCGAAGUCAUACACCAUCCAGCUACCGAAUGUGGCACGCUGUGAGUUCACUGUGAAGAGGAAGAGUGACAAGUUCGCUACUCCGAAGUCAUACACCAUCCAGCUACCGAAUGUGGCACACUGUGAGUUCACUGUGAAGAGGAAGAGUGACAAGUUCGCUACUCCGAAGUCAUACACCAUCCAGCUACCGAAUGUGGCACACUGUGAGUUCACUGUGAAGAGGAAGAGUGACAAGUUCGCUACUCCGAAGUCAUACACCAUCCAGCUACCGAAUGUGGCACACUGUGAGUUCACUGUGAAGAGGAAGAGUGACAAGUUCGCUACUCCGAAAUCAUACACCAUCCAGCUACCGAAUGUGGCACACUGUGAGUUCACUGUGAAGAGGAAGAGUGACAAGUUCGCUACUCCGAAAUCAUACACCAUCCAGCUACCGAAUGUGGCACACUGUGAGUUCACUGUGAAGAGGAAGAGUGACAAGUUCGCUACUCCGAAAUCAUACACCAUCCAGCUACCGAAUGUGGCACACUCUGAGUCUCUGAUUUGA
This is a messenger RNA of Closterium sp. Yama58-4, 6579 nucleotides long. The record is from the annotation of a GenBank genome assembly. NCBI's taxonomy places the organism in Eukaryota, Viridiplantae, Streptophyta, Zygnematophyceae, Desmidiales, Closteriaceae.